Achroia grisella is the source of this 375-nucleotide messenger RNA. RefSeq lists its product as uncharacterized. The transcript has 5 exons. NCBI's taxonomy places the organism in Eukaryota, Metazoa, Arthropoda, Insecta, Lepidoptera, Pyralidae. The record is from RefSeq and is a predicted model, not a curated record. The coding region runs from base 1 to 375 and encodes 124 amino acids.
AUGAAUAUACCGUUGGUUGUGUCAAUAUUGUACAUUAUAGUUAAUUUAACUGGUGAUGUGGAAUGUUUUCUUGAAAAGAAAGCACAGGACAGUAAUAUACACAUUACAAAUGGAAAUGCUUUUGCACAUCGAUCAAAAAGGGAACUUCUAGGUAAUUCUAUAAUGAGCAGAUCCGCAAGUGUACAAAGCCGCGACCCGACGAUUAUUGUGACACCAAAUGGAGGUGUACCAAGUGCAUAUAGAGGACUACCUUAUUCAAAUGUUCCGUACUCGAAUACAGUAAACCGAGGACCAACUGUUGUUAUACUUCCAGAAGACAGCGGUAUAUCACGCGGUCCCUACUACGGAAUACCUACAACCAACGUCAGAAUCUGA